ACUUCCUUCCGGUUUGCUAAGCGGAGCCCGGAAGUGUUGGUUUUCGGCGGCUCUUGGGGUAGAAGGGUGGUGAAAGCUGCAGCGAGGGGGUCGCUGAGGUGCUCGUGUUCUCGUGGCUGUGCAGGGAUUUAACCACCACCAUGUCUAGUAAAAGGGCAAAGACCAAGACCACCAAGAAGCGCCCUCAGCGCGCAACAUCCAAUGUGUUUGCCAUGUUUGACCAGUCACAGAUUCAGGAGUUCAAAGAGGCCUUCAACAUGAUUGAUCAGAACAGAGAUGGCUUCAUUGACAAGGAAGAUUUGCAUGAUAUGCUUGCCUCACUAGGGAAAAAUCCAACUGAUGAGUAUCUGGAUGCCAUGAUGAAUGAGGCUCCAGGCCCCAUCAAUUUCACCAUGUUCCUUACCAUGUUUGGUGAGAAGUUAAAUGGCACAGAUCCAGAAGAUGUCAUCAGAAAUGCUUUUGCUUGCUUUGAUGAAGAAGCAACUGGCACCAUUCAGGAAGAUUACCUGAGAGAGCUGCUGACAACCAUGGGAGAUCGGUUUACAGAUGAGGAAGUGGAUGAGCUGUACAGAGAAGCCCCCAUUGACAAAAAGGGGAAUUUCAAUUACAUCGAGUUCACACGCAUCCUUAAACAUGGAGCAAAGGACAAAGAUGACUGAAAAGAACUUCAGAUUCCAGCCAAACGUUCCUUGUUGCCACUUUGGGUAUUUCUGAGAUUUUUCUCUUAGAGCCUGUUGCAUGCCCUUAGCUUUACAGCUUUUGCUUUUCCUGUUGUAUUUAUUCUCAGCCAUUUUGGGCAUAUGUAUCUUUAUAAUCAGACUGGAAAUGGGACUUUUUAUCACUUUCAGAAUAGAAAAUGUGGUAAUUUAACUUACCAGCUCCCAUCCCCCCAAUAACUGCAGUCUACAGAGUCAAUAUAUUUUUUCAGAGAAAGUUAUUCACUCAAUUUUUUCUGAACCAUAAUUAAACUUUACAAUAAAAUACUUGUUUAAACUUC
This is a messenger RNA of Lemur catta (Ring-tailed lemur), 997 nucleotides long. Its product is annotated as myosin regulatory light polypeptide 9. Lineage: Eukaryota; Metazoa; Chordata; Mammalia; Primates; Lemuridae. The coding region runs from base 141 to 659 and encodes 172 amino acids. Gene Ontology annotation, biological process: platelet aggregation. The record is from RefSeq and is a predicted model, not a curated record. Gene Ontology annotation, molecular function: calcium ion binding. The transcript has 4 exons. Gene Ontology annotation, cellular component: cytoplasm.